Messenger RNA from Colletotrichum acutatum, 710 nucleotides. RefSeq lists its product as uncharacterized. NCBI's taxonomy places the organism in Eukaryota, Fungi, Ascomycota, Sordariomycetes, Glomerellales, Glomerellaceae. The transcript is spliced from 3 exons. The coding region runs from base 168 to 605 and encodes 145 amino acids. The record is from RefSeq and is a predicted model, not a curated record.
CCCCGUAGCUUCGAUGAGCGCCAGACAUCCUUUGGGAUAGGCUCGACUUGAGGAGACUUGCGCAUCGGCCGAGACAACCUCGUUCGCCGUUUAAAGUGUGACGACUCCGUACUAUGUGAUAGAAGCCUGUCCAGGACUGCUUGACUAUUCCAGAAGUCGCCAGAAAGAUGACCGGCAUCCUUCGCGGCAAAAGGGCGCGUGGACGGCUAUCGAAACCUUCAGAGUUCAGGCGCCGUAUCCUGAGGGCGGCAAGCGUUUCUUCCGACGACGAUAUCCCGGCGGCCAUCAUAGCCUUAUUUUACUUUGAACUGUUUUUCCUCUGUGAUUGCGUUCGUUUCUGCAUCUGCACAAACUCGUCACUGCAAACCCCUUUCUACCCCUUUUCUGCACCUGUCGAGCUUGCGAACCGCCAUCUCCAAAAACUCUGUCACCGCGCCCUCCCCUCCACCAGGUCCUCUCAAUUCUCAUCCUCAGUUCCCAUAGAGCGAGGUGCUUUGCUCUCCGACUACGCAAAUGUUGCAGCCGGCCAAAGAGUGAAAGCUGCCUCCCUCCGGCCCUGUAUCCGUCGUCAGCAGAGAAGCCAGAACUCGAGUAUUCGUCUUUAGCCCCGUUCCGAAUCCGCUCCGAGCGGGGCCCGGAUGACCGUCACGUCGCGGGGGAACGGAUCACGGGCGUUUCGGCGGGGCUUGGGCCCGGCCCCUACCGCCGAU